Sipha flava (yellow sugarcane aphid) is the source of this 1182-nucleotide messenger RNA. RefSeq lists its product as uncharacterized. Lineage: Eukaryota; Metazoa; Arthropoda; Insecta; Hemiptera; Aphididae. The record is from RefSeq and is a predicted model, not a curated record. Bases 143 to 895 code for a protein of 250 amino acids. The transcript has 3 exons.
UUCCGCCAGCACACCCAUCCGAGAGAGCACCGCAGGAGAACGAGUGUGGGAGAACAGCUGCCGCAACAACAUCGCCGUUGGGCCACGAUCAUCUAGCAUCAGUCAACGUCGUCUCCGCCGAGCAAUCUUUCCGGCCGAAAACAUGUGGCAUCGAGUCUCGAGAUUUCCCCAGGACGGGAUAAGGAAAAGGUAUGGUAGAAUCUACGAAGGCCAAAAAGAAACAAGUACAUCUCGCAGGUCUGAAACCGGUAGUCGCGUGGGCGUUGUGAAACCGACUCAGUUCGGUUCUGAUCCGAGUCCGAUGAUACAACUGGACGACUUACCGCCUCGAUCUCCGCCGCCGCCUCCGCCUAAACCGACGCGUGGCCCUGGAGAAAAAACGAGUUCGUCACGCGAUCACCAAGAUCCGUUUACUCAGCCGCACUUCUUUGAUUUCGCUCCAACAUACAUGCAGGAAUAUGAUUUCGACGACGAAGCCGGGAUAUAUCAUCUGAUCGCGUCCGAGACGAGAUACGCUGAGGUUCCGCUUACUGUGCUCUUAACCCAGAACGAUCCCUCGUUCCCAGAAAAGCCUGCGCCCAAAUUCAAGCCCAUGCCCCAGAAUAAGCCCGCGUCCAAGGGAAAUCCCAUGGACCGGCCCGCUCCGACUACGAAGGAAGGCAAUCCCACGGCCAAGGACAGUUCCACGGCCAAAGGCGUUCCCGGGGCACAGACCGCUCCCAAGACACAGAGGAUUUCUAUCAACGAGAGUGUGAACUGGGCCCAGAAUAUGUACGGAGCCCAGACGAUUCCCGGGACCAACAGGAAGAAAGACGAUCAUGACCAUGAAUUUCUCGGAAAACUGCGUAUCACUCGUAUCUGGUCGUUGACCGAACACGUGGAAUAUUUCGUAUAAACGGAAACAGCGGAACUGAAACAAUGCCAUUACAAUUAUCAUAAUCAUAUUAUUAGAAUUAGUAUUUAUAGUUGUCAUAUGAGCUUAACGUGUAUAAUUAAAUACUGCGGUCGGGAUGCACUUGCCGUUACUUAAAAUACUUUGUAUUACCGUUGCGCAUUUCACCCGAAACGCUGUGGAUUAAAUUAGUAAUUUUAUAUUUUAUAUCGUCGGCAUAUGUAUUUUUUAACGGAUUUUAGGAAUCAAGGCAAUUUUUUAUUUUUAUAACUUUCAAAAAUAACCGUCGA